Molecule: messenger RNA, 719 nt
Organism: Chanos chanos (milkfish)
Lineage: Eukaryota; Metazoa; Chordata; Actinopteri; Gonorynchiformes; Chanidae
Gene: nedd8
Product: NEDD8 ubiquitin like modifier
Exons: 4
Coding region: 113-382 (89 amino acids)
Molecular function (GO): protein binding
Source: RefSeq, a predicted model, not a curated record
CCAGUUUUGCGAUAGAAACUGUUUUAAGCCCAGAGACACUUUUGUUGGAUUUUUCCACAAGUAUAAGUUAGAACUGUUAUUUUCGUUUAUUGCUAUAACAGAAUAAGUCAUCAUGUUGAUUAAAGUCAAGACGCUCACUGGUAAAGAAAUUGAGAUUGACAUAGAGCCAACGGACAAGGUGGAAAGAAUAAAGGAGAGAGUGGAGGAGAAGGAGGGGAUUCCACCUCAGCAACAAAGAUUAAUCUACAGUGGGAAACAGAUGAACGAUGAAAAGACGGCCGCAGACUAUAAGAUCCAGGGAGGUUCCGUGUUACAUCUGGUCCUUGCACUGAGAGGAGGAGAUGUCCACCAACAUCCACAAUUUCACCUACUAACCCGUUAAACCACCGUACCUGCCUUUCGAUUGGUCACCAAAAGAGAUCUGGCGAACCCUGUCACACAUGCUACUCAUGGCCGAGCACAUGACUGCGUAGAAUCAUUUAAAGCGAUGGUGGUCUGAUUAAUGUUAGCUAAUGUGGAAUGACCCCCCCCCCCCAGCCUCCCCCCACGAAAACACGUUAUUAUCAUUGCGAUCCUUGUACUCCCUGUAAGACCCCCUCUUAAAAGCAGGAGGGUUUGCUUGUUUUCUUCUGUUUACAUCGAGAUACGCUGAGAAAUCAUCUCUGAGAGUUGAAACUGAUGUCUCGGUUUGUCAAUAAAAUGUGCUAUUGAAAUUUUCA